Cyprinus carpio (common carp) is the source of this 730-nucleotide messenger RNA. Its product is annotated as ADP-ribosylation factor 4-like. The coding region runs from base 51 to 593 and encodes 180 amino acids. Gene Ontology annotation, cellular component: plasma membrane; cytoplasm. Lineage: Eukaryota; Metazoa; Chordata; Actinopteri; Cypriniformes; Cyprinidae. The record is from RefSeq and is a predicted model, not a curated record. Gene Ontology annotation, molecular function: GTPase activity; GTP binding. The transcript is spliced from 5 exons. Gene Ontology annotation, biological process: intracellular protein transport; vesicle-mediated transport.
CAGCAGUCAUUAAUUGUCACUAAAUAAAGCUAAGGUUUGUUUAUCAGAACAUGGGCAUCUUUUUCUCCAACCUAUUCUCUCGUCUCGUGAAGAAGAAAGAAAUUAGGUUGCUUAUGGUUGGUCUGGAUGCAGCAGGGAAAACAACAGUGCUCUACAAACUCAAACUCGGUGAAGUUGUCACAACUAUUCCAACUAUUGGUUUUAAUGUGGAGACAGUUGAAUAUAAAAACAUCUCCUUCACGGUUUGGGAUGUUGGUAGUCAGAGUUUGAUUCGAGGCCUCUGGAGACAUUACUAUCACAACACCCAGGGCCUGAUCUUUGUGGUGGACAGCAGUGAUCAUGACCGGAUUGAAACAGCAGCAGAGGAACUGAAGGCGAUGCUGGCGGAGGACGAGAUGAGAGACGCGGUUCUGUUAGUUCUUGCUAACAAGCAGGAUUUACCCAAAGCCAUGCCGGUCCACGAGCUGACAGACAGACUGGGUUUACACGCACUGAGAGGACGACAGUGGUUUGUUCAGGCCACAUGUGCGGUUCAAGGGUCAGGUUUAUAUGAAGGACUGGACUGGCUCUCAGAUCAACUGUCCAGACGAUAAAACACUGCAGCGUUCAGACUACUUGAAGAAUGGACACUAAAUCAGAACUGAAUGUAUAUAUUAUCUCCAACUUUAUUUUGAAAUAUUUAUGGAAUAAUAUUCUUCUACAUCUUCAUGUAUAAUUCUAUCUCAGUACU